Molecule: messenger RNA, 849 nt
Organism: Gossypium raimondii (Peruvian cotton)
Lineage: Eukaryota; Viridiplantae; Streptophyta; Magnoliopsida; Malvales; Malvaceae
Product: high mobility group B protein 3
Exons: 8
Coding region: 171-599 (142 amino acids)
Source: RefSeq, a predicted model, not a curated record
CAAUUUUCAUUUCGUGCGCAAUUGAAUUUCAAUUUGCCCCUAACUUAAUAUCUCCGCCUUUCGGCCUUUCAACUCACCCCUCAAUCCCCAAUCUCAUAUCUCUCCUUUGUUUCCCCUUUUCUCUCUCUCUUUUUUCAACCCUAACCCUACCUCACCAACCAGGAUUCAACAUGAAGGGAGGAAAAUCCAAGUCAGAUACUAAGAGUGCCAAGCUAUCCGUGAAAACCAAAGCUGGAAAAAAAUCGGGGAAGGCUGCCAAGGAUCCAAACAAGCCAAAGAGGCCUGCUAGUGCCUUCUUCGUUUUCAUGGAGGAGUUCCGUGAGCAAUACAAGAAGGAUCACCCUAAAAACAAAUCCGUUGCCGCUGUCGGCAAAGCUGGUGGAGAUAAAUGGAAGAGCUUGUCUGAAGCUGAAAAGGCACCUUAUGUAGCCAAGGCAGAAAAGCGAAAGGUCGAGUAUGAAAAGAACAUGAAGGCCUACAAUAAGAGACAGGCUGAGGGUCCCAAAGACGAAGAUGUUGAGUCUGACAAAUCAGUGUCUGAGGUGAAUGAUGAGGAUGAUGAUGAAGAAGGCAGCGGAGACGAAGAAGAUGAUGAGUAGGAAGGUCCGCGGUGGAUAGCAUAAUCAAUGUAGGCUGUGAUAGUGUUUGAUCAAAACCUUAUGUUAAUGCUUUCGAUGUUUCCAUGUUAUUCUUUUAGAUGCGCAUGCCAUCUAAGGGAGAAAUGUACCUCUGAAUCCUGUUGGUUCCUUUUGACCUUCAGAAAUUAAUAGUUGUAGAUGGGAUAAUCUGCUUCUAUAUGUACUUUUUGAUUUAAAGUUGAAUGGCUUAGAUAAAUCCUUUUGUAGAGAA